AUGGUGCAUUUGGAUUUCAAAGCGCUGAUUUCACCAGUCGGCAUCGUGCGGAUGUCAGAGUUUGUCCUGACAUGCACCUGCUUCGCAUUGGUGGCGUCCGCGGGCUUCGUAAACUUCGGCCUGUCCCACUGGUCCUGGUGCAUGUUCUGCUGGUGCUUCUGUUGCUUUAUGACGCUCCUCAUCCACAUUCUGGAGUUCACCAACCUGAACACCAAAGUACCCAUCUCAUGGGAGGACUUUACCACGGCCUUCGCCAUGUUGGCGGCACUCAUGAUGGUCACGGCUUCAAUCAUCUACCCGACGUUCUUCGCCUGCUCCUCUUGCUCCAGGCAGAUCGGGGCAUCGGUGGUCUCCUGGUUGUGUUUUGUGCUGUACGCGGUCGAGGUCUGGUUGGUCCACAAAAGACCAGGGGAGAUCAGUGGUUUUCUCAGCACCGUUCCAGGUCUCCUCAAGAUUCUCGAGACCUUCGUAGCGUGCAUCAUAUUCACAUCUCUGGACCCCGUAGAGUACAAGAAGUUUCCGGGACUGCAGUGGUGCGUGGCCGUCUAUUCCAUCUGUUUCAUUUUCUCAUUGCUCAUCAUUCUCCUGACCAUCGCCAGGCUGUUGCUUGUGUUUCCGUUUUUCUUCGACGUGCUGGUCACCGUCUGUAACGCACUGGCUGCUGUUAUGUACGCUACUGCUAUUGUUAUCUGGCCGCUGUAUGUGUUCAAACAAAACCCCCGUCCUGUUCAAUGUAACCAUUGCACGUGGGAUGAUCUGGUCGUGGUAACGUUUAUGACUUUCAUCAACCUGUUGGUGUACAUCACUGACACAGCGUAUUCUGUUAAACUGGUGUUCUUUAGCCAUCACGAGCAGGAAGAAUAA
Molecule: messenger RNA, 864 nt
Organism: Triplophysa rosa
Lineage: Eukaryota; Metazoa; Chordata; Actinopteri; Cypriniformes; Nemacheilidae
Product: myeloid-associated differentiation marker
Exons: 1
Coding region: 1-864 (287 amino acids)
Cellular component (GO): membrane
Source: RefSeq, a predicted model, not a curated record